Messenger RNA from Physeter macrocephalus (sperm whale), 2461 nucleotides. It is a transcript of the gene MTMR10, whose product is annotated as myotubularin related protein 10. NCBI's taxonomy places the organism in Eukaryota, Metazoa, Chordata, Mammalia, Artiodactyla, Physeteridae. Bases 122 to 2194 code for a protein of 690 amino acids. Gene Ontology annotation, molecular function: phosphatidylinositol-3-phosphate phosphatase activity. Gene Ontology annotation, cellular component: membrane; cytoplasm. The transcript has 14 exons. Gene Ontology annotation, biological process: phosphatidylinositol dephosphorylation. The record is from RefSeq and is a predicted model, not a curated record.
AAUUGUCGUAAAUGAAGUCAAUUUUGUGAGAAAAUGCAUCGCAUCGGACACAAGUCAGUACGAUUUGUGGGGAAAACUGAUAUGCAGUAACUUCAAAAUUUCCUUUAUUACGGAUAAUCCAAUGCCAUUACAGAAAUUCCAUUAUAGAAACCUUCUUCUUGGUGAACAUGAUGUCCCCUUAACAUGUAUUGAGCAAAUAGUCACAGUAAAUGACCACAAAAGGAAGCAGAAAGUCCUGGGCCCAAACCAGAAGCUGAAAUUUAAUCCAACAGAGUUAAUUAUUUACUGUAAAGAUUUCAGAAUUGUGAGAUUUCGCUUUGAUGAAUCAGGUCCUGAAAGUGCCAAAAAGGUAUGCCUUGCAAUAGCUCAUUAUUCCCAGCCAACAGACCUCCAGCUACUCUUUGCAUUUGAAUAUGUUGGGAAAAUAUACCACAAUUCAGCCAGCAAAGCUAAUGGAAUACCCUCAGGAGGUGGAGGCGACAGUGGCAUUGGAGCUGGGGGUGGCAGCAGCCAAAAAACUCCGCUGUUUGAAACUUACUCAGACUGGGACAGAGAAGUCAAGAGGACAGGUGCCUCCGGGUGGAGAGUUUGUUCCAUUAACGAGGGCUACAUGAUAUCCACCUGCCUUCCAGAGUACUUUGUAGUGCCAAGUUCUUUAGCAGACCAAGAUCUAAAGAUCUUCUCCCAUUCUUUUGUUGGAAGAAGGAUGCCAUUCUGGUGCUGGAGCCAUUCGAACGGCAGUGCUCUUGUGCGCACGGCCCUCAUAAAAGACGUGCUGCAGCAGAGGAAGAUCGACCAGAGGAUUUGUAAUGCCAUAACUAAAAGUCAUCCACAGAGAAGUGAUGUCUACAAAUCAGAUUUGGACAAGACCUUGCCCAAUAUCCAAGAAAUACAGGCGGCUUUUGUAAAACUUAAGCAACUGUGUGUUAAUGAACCAUUUGAAGAAACUGAAGAGAAAUGGCUGUCUUCACUGGAAAAUACACGGUGGUUAGAAUAUGUAAGGGCAUUCCUUAAACAUUCAGCAGAACUUGUGUAUAUGCUGGAAAGCAAGCGUCUGUCUGUAGUCUUACAAGAGGAGGAGGGAAGAGACUUGAGCUGUAUUGUAGCUUCUCUUGUUCAAGUGAUGCUGGAUCCCUAUUUUAGGACAAUCACUGGAUUUCAGAGUCUGAUACAGAAAGAGUGGGUCAUGGCAGGAUAUCCAUUCCUGGACAGAUGCAGCCACUUAAAGAGAUCAGAGAAAGAGGCUCCCGUGUUCCUGCUGUUCCUGGACGCCACGUGGCAGCUGCAGGAGCAGUGCCCGGCGGCUUUCGAGUUCUCCGAGACCUACCUGGCAGUGCUGCACGACAGCACCCGCGUGGCCCUGUUCGGCACCUUCCUCUUCAACUCCCCGCACCAGCGCGUGCAGCAGAGCACGGAAUUCGCUAUAAGCAAAAAUAUCCAAUUGGGUGAUGAAAAGGGUUUAAAAUUCCCCUCAGUUUGGGACUGGUCUCUUCAGUUUACAGCAAAGGAUCGCACCCUUUUCCACAACCCCUUUUACAUUGGAAAGAGCACACCUUGUGUACAAAACGGUUCUGUGAAGUCUUUUAAACGGACAAAGAAAAGCUACAGCUCCACACUAAGAGGAAUGCCAGCUUCCUUAAAGAAUGGAAUCAUCAGUGACCAAGAGUUACUUCCCAGGAGAAAUUCAUUAAUAUUAAAAGUAAAGCCAGACCCCCCUGAGCAGAGCGACAGCCAGGACAGGGGUGCGGAGCAGUACUUCCGAGAGUGGUUCUCCAAGCCGGCCGACCUGCACGGGGUGAUUCUGCCGCUUCUCUCCGGAAUGCACAUCAAACUGUGGAAACUCUGCUACUUCCGCUGGGUCCCCGAGGCCCAGAUCCAGCGCGGGGGCUUCAUCACGGCCUUCCACAAGGUCUCCCUGCUGGCGGACGAGGUGGACGUGCUGAGCAGGGCGCUGCGGCAGCCCCAGGGCAGCCCCCCGGAAGCCCCCUACCCCGAGCUGGUCCAGAGCAGGCUGUACUUCCACGCUGGCGACCCGCACGACGCCCCGGGGACGCCGGACUUCCUCUCCUCCUCAUUCCCCUUUUCGCCAGUGGGCAAUCUGUGCAGACGGAGCAUUUCAGGGACACCGCUAGGCAAGUUUUUAAGUGGGGCCAAAAUAUGGUUAUCUACUGAGACGCUAGCAAAUGAAGACUGAGGUGGAGUGGCUUUCUGAACGUCCUGAGGGAGCGAGAGACCUUCUCCUCUGAAGUAAAACUGCUGGCUGAGGCGUUUGAAGCUCUAAUCGUUCUAUACGUAAGAAUAACAGUUGAAAUUUGCACUAAUAAUUUAAAACAUGUUGAAUUAUGCUUCCUUCACAAUAUUUUUAAAAGAUAGUCAUAACUUUUGUUAUUUAUGUCCUCUUUCUAUCAUUCUAGGUCUGGCUCAUUUUUAGAUCAUUUGCAGGCAGACAUUCCCAUGAUCU